AUGGGGGAGGGGGUCCGGCCAAGCACCGAGGAGGAGGCUCGCCGAGGCGGCGCGGAGGAUGCCGCCCGGCCGGGUGCCGGGGAAGGUGCCGGCCGAGACGGCGCGGAACAUGCCAUCCGGACGAGCACCGAGGAAGAUAGGGAGACUGGCAGGGAUGCGUCGGAGCGCCCUGCAUGCCAAACGGUCGUGGUGCCCGUGGUGGAGAUGCUGCCAGAGGAGGAGCCGGAGGUGGUGGUGUUGGGGCAAUCCGAGGGCCCGGAGCAGGAGGAGGAGGUCUGGAGGGUGCAGUACGAGGUUGGCUCCCAGAUCCAAGCUGUCCUCGACCGCGCCUUCCAGCUUCACAAGACGACGGACUACGAGAUCAGCAAGGCCAACACCCUGGAGUCUGACCUGGGGGCGCAAGAUCGUGCGCGGGAGGAGGAACUAGCCCGAGCCAUCGAUGAGCGCGACGCCCUGAAGGCCGCGGCGGAGCAGAAGGCCCAGGAGGUCGAGCUGCUGACCGCCGCGCUGCAGCAGAAGGAUGAGGCUCUCGAGGCGAGGGCGGCCGAGUGGUGUUACACCGAGCUCCAGCGGAAGGAGACGGCCAUCACGACGCUCACCGAUGCCCUGGAGGAGAAGGACACCCUCCUGGAGGUCGACGCCGCGCGGGCGGAGCUGAAUGAGGAGAGGAGCCGCACCGAGGAGCUGCGAAAUGAGGUGGCGGAUGAGACCGCGCAGAUGGAGGCCCUCCAAGUUGCGUACACGUCCGCCCAGAGGGACUACGUGGACUUGGAGGGGGCCGUUCUGGCUGCCUGCCGAGAGGUCGAGGGUGAGGGCGGCCCGUCGGGCAGCUCGGUAACCAGCCGUCUGAGAUCCUUGGGCGGCCGGGUAGUCGAGCGACUCAAGGGCGCCCUUCGCCUCGGCGUCCAGAAGGCCCUCGGCGUGGUCUCGACGCAUUACCUCGUCGACUUGGAGCAGCUGGCCAUGGGGUACGUCGUCCGCGACGGCGAUGAUGAUGCCAAGAUCGAUGCCAUGGAUCAGGCUGACGCAGGUGCCGAGGGCGCCGCCUCCACCUUGACCAGGCUCUUCGAAGGCGAUCUCUUCCCCGGCGCCGAGGACGAUGAGGAUGAGCACAAUGAGGAGGGAGGGCGGUUUGUAGAUAGCCUGGGCCAUGGGCCAAAGUAG
Panicum virgatum (switchgrass) is the source of this 1164-nucleotide messenger RNA. RefSeq lists its product as uncharacterized. Lineage: Eukaryota; Viridiplantae; Streptophyta; Magnoliopsida; Poales; Poaceae. The transcript has 6 exons. The coding region runs from base 1 to 1164 and encodes 387 amino acids. The record is from RefSeq and is a predicted model, not a curated record.